AUAAUAAGCUAAGAUAUUCGUUUAUCGUCUUCACUCCUCUCUCUCUUUUUCUGAAAGUAAAUAAUCGAAGAGAGAGUGUUGGAGUCGUUCGUUCGUUUAUGGAAGAAGAAGAAGAUCGAAACAGCGACGAAGAAUCAGAAUCAGAAUCAGAACACCAAUUACUCUUUCGUUCGCUAUUCAUAAUUAAUUUCUGAAUGAAACCAUGGGUGGUAAAAAGACCAGCAAGACCAAGAGCCUUCUCUCCUUUCGCCGCCGCUCCAACAAACUUCCCUCACCGCCUCCCCGCUCUCCACCGCCGACGCUCGAAAUCACCGGUUCACCGUCUGAGAAUCGCCUAGUCCCUAAACCGAAGAAAAAAACCGGUGGUGCUAGAUUAUGGAUGCGGUUCGACCGUUUCGGUAAGUCUGAACUCGUUGAGUGGGAGAAAAAUACCAUAAUCCGCCAUGCCGCUAUUCCCGCUAGAGACCUCAGAAUUCUUGGCCCUGUCUUCUCUCAUUCCUCCAAUAUCCUCGCGAGAGAGAAAGCAAUGGUUGUGAAUUUGGAGUUUAUAAAAGCAAUUGUUACAGCUGAAGAGAUUUUAUUGCUUGAUCCUUUGCGUCAAGAGGUUCUUCCAUUUGUUGAACAAUUGAGGCAACAGCUUCCACAUAAGACUCAACCUAAGCUUCUUGGAGGUGCUGGUGGCGGUGAUGAGUCUGUGCCUGAGGGUGCUGAAGAGCUUCCGCUUCCUUUUGAAUUUCAGGUGUUGGAGAUUGCUUUGGAAGUUGUUUGUACAUAUCUGGAUAAAAAUGUUGCUGAACUUGAGAAAGGUGCUUAUCCUGUGUUGGAUGCUUUGGCCAAGAAUGUUAGUACUAAGAAUCUUGAACAUGUUAGAAGCUUGAAGAGUAAUCUUACUCGUUUGCUUGCACGUGUGCAGAAGGUGCGAGAUGAGAUUGAACAUCUGUUAGAUGACAAUGAAGACAUGGCUCAACUCUAUUUGACAAGGAAGUGGUUGCAGAAUCAACAACUUGACGCUCAUUUGGGAGCCACCGCCUCGAACAACCUUUUAAAUACUUCACAUUCUGUUCGACGAAUCAAUUCUACCAGAAGUGGAAGUCUUGUGACUAGCAGCGAUGAUAAUGAUGUGGAGGACUUGGAGAUGAUGCUUGAAGCAUAUUUUAUGCAAUUGGAUGGGACUCGUAACAAGAUAUUGUCUCUUUCUCUUGUUUUGAGGAUGGACCAAGGAGGGAAACUGGGUUGUUUGUUGCUAGUUUCGGUAAUAUACUACUAAGAGGCUGCCCUUAGGAUUCACUAGCUGAUAGAGCAGAGAUGAGUAAGUAUCUAGCUGGGUUGUUUAUUAUUGAUUGAUAAUGAAAUGAAGUAUAGUCUGUAAAUUGCAGUCUAGAGCAUAAGCUCCUCAGAGAAGAGACAUUUCUCUCUCUGCCUAAACCAUACGUUCCUAACUGAAUGAUUCUUUCUUUCCCUCCUACACACCUCUUAUACUCCCUCUCACGUGUAUUUCCCCUCCAUUCUCUAACUAACUUGCCAGCUCACCAUUUUCUCUCCAAUUGGGCUUUUAUAACCAUGGGCCCUAUCACUAGCUUACAAAACUUAUCUUCAGAUUUUCCUCCGCAGUGGUACUGGUAGUUCAGUCCAUUUUUAUUUUUUUUUGUAGGAUUUAGAAAUAGUCUGGAUCAUGAAAAAACUGGAUGUUGUCUCCUACUCCUUUUCCUUUACUAUUUUACAACAGAACUCGGAGAAUGACCAAGUCUAUCAUAAAACUUUAGGGUUCAACAAAUUAUUGAUGAUUUUAAAAUGUUAGCUGAAUUUGACUGGCAUGUCAAAUAUUAUGACAAUUUGAUUGGAAUCUUGAUUAUUGUUUCAUUUCAUUGUUCUUCAU
Messenger RNA from Medicago truncatula (barrel medic), 1876 nucleotides. Its product is annotated as magnesium transporter MRS2-4. Gene Ontology annotation, cellular component: membrane. NCBI's taxonomy places the organism in Eukaryota, Viridiplantae, Streptophyta, Magnoliopsida, Fabales, Fabaceae. The transcript is spliced from 4 exons. Gene Ontology annotation, molecular function: magnesium ion transmembrane transporter activity. The record is from RefSeq and is a predicted model, not a curated record. Gene Ontology annotation, biological process: transmembrane transport; magnesium ion transport. The coding region runs from base 203 to 1267 and encodes 354 amino acids.